AUGGAGGCACAUCUCUUCGCCUCCUUCUUGCGACCGGCCUCUUCGCUGAGCGUCCGCCGUCAAUUACCGCGCCUCUGCACCAGAUGUCUGCUGCACACAUCGUCCGCGAAGCACGCAACGCCCGCCCAUCAUCCUACCGUCCCCGGUCCACCUCCGCCAGCGCCCCGAGCAGCUGUAUCAUAUCCGACAGACCGCGUAGCGAGGAAGCGCCAGCAAGCUGAGCAGCUUCGUCAGAGCCAGACCACAAAAGUAAACCCGCCAAAACCUGGGAAUCCACUACAGAAACGUUUCUGGAAGGACGUGACGGUCAAGGAAGAUGGAGAAAACGGACUACAGAUACUUUUGGAUAGUCGCCCGGUACGGACGGCGGCGAGACAGGUCUUGACUCUGCCCAAGACGAAGAGAGCGCUUGCUACAUCCAUCGCAAUCGAGUGGGAUCAAUUGGUUUCGGCACAGCAGGCAUUGAAACACCACUACAUUCCCCUGACUUCGAUCGCAUCACGGGCACUCGACAUCCAAGCCGCCGAUCAGCAGGGCAAUGCUUCAAUACGGGAGAAUAUCAUCAACAUGGUGAUGCGCUACCUCGGCACGGACACUCUGUUGUGCUGGGCACCCAAGACAAACCUGCACGAUCCGACCGAAACCGCGUCAACUGCGAACUUGAGGGAGAAGCAAAAGACCAUUGCGGAGCCCGUGAUUGCAUUCCUGACCACUCACGUUUUUCCCGGAGUCGAGAUUGUAGAAAUUCUCGACGAGGACAGCAUCGUUCCCAAAUCGCAGCCAGAGAUGACGACUCAGGUCAUCAAAGGCUGGGUCUCGGGCCUUCCACCAUUCGAGCUCGCGGCGCUGGAGCGAGCCGUCCUGGCUACGAAGAGCUUGCUCAUCGCUGCCCGCAUCUUGGUGGAAUGGAGUCAGGAGUGGACGCAUUUGCACGACAUACAAGGUCGCGACGCAACGAGAUUCGGAAUAGAGCAGGCGCGGGAAGCGGCGACGCUAGAGCUCAGUCACCAAACAGAACAAUGGGGAGAGGUAGAAGAUACCCAUGAUGUCGACAAGGAGGACAUUAGGCGCCAGCUAGGCAGUGCCAUCCUCCUCGUAAGUUAGACCUGUAUCAACACAUUGUGCAGCAUGCCAGAACGCUUUCGGAGUUUAUGCAUGCGUUUCUCAGCAGGGUCUGCAAGCUGAGGUAGGCUACCCGAGCUCUCUAGGAGGAACUUCCAGGCUCUCAGGCACAUUAAUCAGAUGAGCGGGGUGAUGAAAUCAUUGAAAGACCUUACCGUUUGUCAUCGGCGAACUUAGCUCCUCAUAACCUAUUUGGAGACCAUUGGAGAGCUCACAAAUUCAGACAACGUUCACAAGAUCCAAGAUCGAAGACCUUCUUCAUCUACCAGCAGAAACCAACCGAAUCGACUCGGUCCGCAAAGCGUUGCCAUGGCUCCAAGCAAAGAAUCCCAAGCUCUCGCCGAGCUCUUCAAGACUCUGGGUGCGCAUUUCCCAGCUGAUGGAAACCCUUUCAUCGAACGCGCGGUCUAUGAUCAGGUGCAUACAGCUGCUACUGAGGCUUCUGGAGUUUCAUAUGAGAGUGUCACGGUCGCCGGACGGGAAGCUAUCUGGGCCAGACCGAAGGGGGCUUCGGAAAAACAUGUCAUACUCUUCAUGCAUGGUAAAUACAAACCUGCAGUAGCAGAUUUGAAUGUUGCUAAACCUGUCGUAUUGUAGGCGGCGGCUACACCUUCGGCUCCAUCUCCAGCCAUCGAAAACUCACCGGCCAUCUCGCCAAAGCAUGUAAUUCCCUCGCCCUCUCUGUGGAUUACAGACUUGCGCCUGAACACCCUUACCCGGCUCCUCUGGACGAUUGCGUGAAUGCGUAUCAAUGGCUCCUCGCUCAAGGAUUCCCAGCUUCCAACAUCGUCACGGCGGGCGACAGUUGUGGCGGCGGCCUCGCCACCGCAGUCCCUCUCGCCGCCCAACAGAAAACCCUCCCGACCCCCGCGGCGGCCGUCAGUCUCUCGCCGUGGUACGAUCUCACCGGAUCCCUCGAUUCGCGGACCCGAAACGAAAAUCGCGAUGUCUUGAAUACCCACGAGAAUAUGGAAAAAUUGGCAAAUCGAUACACGGCUUCGGACCCUUCUCUCCGGAAGAACCCCCUGCUCAGUCCCCUCUUCGCUUCCGACGAGGCAUUGAAGUCGCUCCCGCCGCAUUGGAUUUCCUGCGCCGGGGAGGAUAUGCUCGUCGACGAGGGCACGGAAUUCGCGGAGCGGUUGAAACGCGUGGGCGUGGACGUGGUGGUGGAAGUGCAUGAGGGACAGCAGCAUGUGAUGGAAUUCAUGGUGGGGAGAGCCCCGGAAGCGGAUGCGAGUGUGAGGAAGAUUGGGGAGUGGGUUCGGGGGAAGACGGGAGCGUGA
Molecule: messenger RNA, 2405 nt
Organism: Lecanosticta acicola
Lineage: Eukaryota; Fungi; Ascomycota; Dothideomycetes; Mycosphaerellales; Mycosphaerellaceae
Source: the annotation of a GenBank genome assembly